Molecule: messenger RNA, 21461 nt
Organism: Pocillopora meandrina
Lineage: Eukaryota; Metazoa; Cnidaria; Anthozoa; Scleractinia; Pocilloporidae
Source: the annotation of a GenBank genome assembly
CGUGAAUUUCACAUUUCCGGUCCCGACGUCCACUCUGUUGCGGUUGAAAAUUUAAGCCACGUAAGUUGAUGCCUGAUGGUCGAACAAUCGCUGUCUUGUCUUUAUUUAUGUGAGGUAGUAAGACAAGCAGCAAAACUGAAAAUCUGCGUACAUAUUCGACGGAAAAGGAAUGCCUGUACCGAAUACUCCAAACGUGGUUCUUAACUUUCUACUUCGCGGGGCUAAAUUUUGUUGUCAUGGGAGAACUUUUUCUACACUAGACAAAAGAACGAUCAGGUCUUCUCACACGAACAGUGCAAAUGGAAUUGCGUUUCGAUCUGAGUUAAAAAGAAAAGCAAAAAGGGUCGUGGUUAAGCUUGGAUCAGCUGUUAUCACUAGAGAUGACGAAUGUGGUGUCGCUCUCGGAAGACUUGCCUCUAUCGUUGAACAAGUAAGGCGCCAAAUUAAAUUUAUUAUAACAGUUGUUUCCAACUGGGUUAUGAGUGCCGACAAAUAAAUGUACCUGUUAAGCUUCUAGGAUACUUCUCCUUGUAAUGCAUAAUUGCGAUCCAAGGCUGGUUGCCCUCUGUUUAAGACUGUAAUAUUUCAUCCUCAUUUUAACUCUCUAUCGUUUCGUUCGAUCCCGAAAAAAUCACGCUUUGUGUUACUAUAAUUAACUCGCACACGUGUGUUUACUGGACCCAACCCCCGAGAACAAAAUUUCCAUAUUAAGUCAUAUAGGGGUCAAAAUCUUUAUAGGAAGGAUAAAGCUAACCAAGAAUGUAACAAGAAAUAUUAGGUUCAAUUUUUUGAGCCAUGAUUUAUAAUCCUCCCACUUUCACUCUUGUUUUAAAAGUCUAUGGAAGUUAUUUCAAGUAUUAAGUUAUUGAGAGUAUUUACCUCGAAGACGUCGUGUGGGGUCUAGAUGUCUGAAUAGUGGCUGAGUUUUUUCUUAGUUUUAGUGCACCAAUUCAAUGUCUAUCAAAAGCCAGAAAAGAAAAACCCAAUUAGUCGGCAAUCUUAACCAAACAUUUAAGUAUUUAUUUCUUAGCCAAAAGAUUCUGGCAAAAAUUUUGCUCUAUUGCAAGGUUAAUUCAUUGGACUUUUUUUAGCUUCCUUUGUUUUUAAUUCAUCCAAUGCUUUAAGUUACUUUAUUUUUUCAUUCUACUUCUAUGCUGGCUGCAUGUAAACAUCUUAAUUAAAAAAAUUGUCUAGAAAUUAUCUUAGCACAGGUUGAAAAUACAAUGUAUACUUUAUGCAGACUAUAUGUUGUAUUUUAUAUGAGGCAAUUUUUUAUUCUUAUCUAAAGCGAGGGGCAAUUCCUGGUAGGCAAGAUUUGUCUCACCUUCUUAUAUCUUUCAGCUAGUAUGUGCACUAUGAUUGGUCAAUUUAGUGGGCCAUAUUUCACUGUGCAGCCUGCUACAUUCAAAUUUUUUGUUUGAAUUUAAAGGUUGUAAUCUCAGGAUCUCAGAGAAUUCAGGAGUUUAAGGGUCAAAGGACAUUAGGGACAGUGAUUUUAAUAUAUGAACAGUGACCAAAAGUAUAAUGCCUCAGUUUAACAUUUCUGGUGUACUCUGUUAUCAAACAAUCAGUCAUAUCAUAUUUUAUACUAAACAGCAUUAACAAAUUAAAUAUAUGCUAUAUGGUGUAAGUGUAAGGGAAUAAAAGUCUCAAUAUUCAGCUUCUGUCUUUGUGAAACAUUUCUGCCUGUGUCCCCUAUUUUCAAAACAGAUCUAAGGUUUGUCAUUCAGUUUCAUUUUGAAUGCCAACAUCAAUUUCAGGCUUUAAUUCACUUGUAAUACAUUUGGAAAUUAUGGAGAGUGCACCAGUCUAAGAGAAGAGGCAAAUGCUUGCCUGAUAGGGAAGUGUUAGCACAGUUAUUAAAUCCUAGAAGGUGAAGCACCCAAUAAGGCCAGCUGUUUUUCCAGUGCAGUGAAAGUCCUUUUCACGUAUCAGGCUUAUCACUGAUAAUUUCAUACCUGUUUUGAAAAAAAAACUUCUUAAAUGACUUACAAUAGACACCAAAGAUAAGUCACACUUGCAGAUGAGCCACACCCUGAGUGCAGUCACUCAGAUAUUUGAAAAGCUUGUCAACAAAAAUCAAUUGAAAUUGAGGGAGUUUUUUAUGUUUGUUCUUUCAUCACACUUGCUCCCUUGUAAACCUAUGAACAUUGAAAACAGUAAAAUACUUUCAAUCCUCACCAAUAAUUUUGGCUGUAAGAGCAUGGAUUAUAUCUACCAACCUAGACUCAUUUAUAAAUUUUACAUAAAACAACAGGAAACCUUAAGGUUUUUUUUGUUGGCUCAUUCAUAGCAUUGAAACCAGCUAUUCGAUUUAGACCUCUAAAUUGUUAAUAAAAAGUAUUGAUUUAUAUCUAAAAAUUGGAGCACAUUUUCCAUAAUUUCUCACCCUUGAUUUACUAGGAAAACUUUCACUAACUUCUCCACCAGUGUUUUGGGUAAUCAAUACCAUCUUGCUUCUUGAGUACUGAUUGUCUUAGGCUUUGGAAACAUCUUGGGAUUGAUAAAUCUGUGAGGUCUGAAUGUCUCAUUGGUGUUAUUUUUAUUUGAAUUUUUUUCAAUGAAUUUAUGUACAUUGUUAUUCCUACCUUUCAGGUGUCUGAGUUACAGAAUAGUGGAAGGCAAAUGCUUCUGGUUACAAGUGGUGCUGUAGCUUUUGGCAAACAAAAACUUAGACACGAGAUACUUCUCUCUCAGAGUGUUCGUCAAACGCUCAAGCCACAAGAUGUCCUGAAGGUACUGUAUUUCACAACACCUAUUACGUUUACACUUAGAUAAGUAUACCCUUAAAAAGCACCCUUGUGGCAAAUUAUGUUAACCCCUUAAGUCUCCCAGAUCAAAUUUGUAAUUCUCCUUACUUUCAACCAUACAAUUCUUAUAAUAUCAGUUCAGAGAAUUUAGUAUUGGAUCAACUAAUUAUCCCCAAAUUGACAUUUGUCUUUAUUCUCAUCACUUAUCUGGUUGAUAUUGUAUUGAUAUUGUAAGGAGAAAUUGUGUCUUGGUCACUCAUGGGAGUUAAUUGGUUUAAACUCCCAGUCUAUGAAUGUUGAAAGUUCAGCUUGAAUUUUCCAACGUUAACUUUUGCAGUCUGUAUUACUUAUCCUUAUUAUCCUUAAGCAACCUCAUUUUCACAAGCUAUCUUUAACCUCGUUCAUUAUUUGUAUGUCUCUGUUGUACUGGGGUCACGAGUUUUGAGCCCCAGACCUGACCAACACACAACGUCUUGAAGUAAGUAUUAACCCUUUUCACCCUAAGAGUGACCAGCAUCUAGUUUCUCCUGACAAUAAUACUACUGAAUCAUUCAUUUUAGAUCAUGAGAAUUAAGGAAAUUGUCACAAAUUAAAGAAGCUCUUGAUUGUUAAACAAAUUCUCCUCAUCAGCACCUUAGGAAAUGUAUAGAUAACAGUAUGGAGAAUGUGCACACUGAUGUUAGGUUGUAAAGGGUUAACCCUUUAGCUCCCAUGAGUGACCAAGACAGAAUUUCUCCUUACAAUAUCAACACAAUGUCAACCAGAUAAGUGAUGAGAAUAAAGAAAAAUAUCAAUUUGGGCAUAAUUAGUUGUCCUAAUACUUAUUUCUCUGAACUAACAUUGUAUAGUUGACAGUAACAAGAAUUACAAAUGUGAUCUGGGAGUUAAAGGGUUAAGGAGAAUUUGUGCUACCUUUGUUAUGACAUCUGCAAAUAGUUCGUCUUCUCAAAUAACAAUGAAAAAAAGUUGGAUCCCUAUCCUGCAUCUUUUUUAUAUGCAUUAGGGAUGCUAACCAACCCAAGCUCUUCUUGCAAAGAGUAGGGAAUGUAGCUCAAUCCCAGUGUUGUGGUUUGGCCUUGUUUCUAAACAUUUCAAAAUUAAGGGAGAAUGUGCUAUAUAAAUGCAUCUUUAUCAUUCCAGUUAUCAUUAUCUAUACGAUUAUAAAUGAGCUCCAUCUAGGGAAUCAUCUGAUGUGCAAACUCAAAAUAAUUCAAAUUAAUAAUAAUUUUGUACCAAGACAAUCACUCUCUGCUUGACUAUGACAACCUGUACAAAGAUAGGUCUUCAAAAUGUACAGACACAGGAAAUAAUGUACAGAACAGUAUUUUGUUACCAUUAGCCUUAUCAUUACCUUCAUAUAAUGUACUCAGUUAGUAAUACUGUGUUCUUGCAGUCAAGGCCUUAUAUUGAACCAAGAGCAUGUGCAGCUGUAGGUCAGGGAGGAUUGUUGUCACUCUAUGAAGCCAUGUUUCAGCAGUAUGGCCUGACUUGUGGACAGGUAUGUUUAAAGAUUAUUGCAAAAGAUUAUUUUGCUUCAAAAUUCAAACCUAGUGGUAUUUAGGUGAUUCUCCGAUGUGAUACACAGUGGAAAUAAUUAGGGAUCUCUGAGCACACAAAUCAUAAUUUCAUUUUCUUUUGUCAUAAGUUAAAACCAAAAUACCACUGCUUUUGCACUAAGAAACUUGUAAUUCAUUGAGGACUGAUGGUUUUUUUGAGAAAGAAACAUUGAAGGCAAAAUAACAGGUACAAGGAGCACAUUGUAUACCUUUAUUGUCAAUUUCUUUCAUUUCAUUUCAUUAUUCCUUGUGUUGAGUGUUUUAAUGGUCUCUCAAUCUUAACUGAACUACAUACAUUUUUCAAGAUCUUACACCACAAAGUCAGGUGCAAUAAGCAGUAAAAUCACCAGUAUGGCUGAUUGGUUAAGCUCCUCAAAUUUCACAAAGCACCUUUUGAGUUAAAGACAAGGAAUAGUGGUUUACUAAUUUCAGUUCUGAAAAAAAAACAAACAAACAAACAAAGCCAAUACCCACAUGCAACCCUCUUUACCGCAUAAAGUAACACUUUGGGUAGGAAGUAAUGGACAGGUAUAAAUUGAUUGAUCAAUUGGUCAGUAAAAUUUAUCAUAAAGGUCAACUGGAGAGUUACGAGUGGAGGGGGAGGGGGUAGGGGGUAGGGUAAUACUUAUCAAAAGUGCUGUUAGUAUUUUGCUUGAAAAGUGUUCUUUUACCAUGAUGUGUCAUCAGUUGGUGCUACAACAUUGGUGCCUCAUUGAGUAAUUACUUGUAAAAAAAUCUUAUCAGACAAAUGUUUCAGCAAGCAGUGUUUGAAUCUUAAAUCAUGGCAUGACUUAAAUUAGACUUUGGAGAAGUUAUUUGUGGUAGGACUCUCACUUUGCUUCUUGUUUUCUUUCAGUUACUGUUGAUUGUGUGUGGGUAAAGGGGAGAACCUUUUUUGACCAUUUGCCCAUCUUGUCUCUAGCUCCAUCGCCCCUGUCAGGAUUUUCUUUCUCAGAGUCAGACUGAGUGUAGUAUUAAAAUUACACAUUUUCAAGCAUGAGCAUAGUUUUCAAGCAUAGAUUGUUGUUUUCAUUUUUUUUUAGCUUUUUUUUUUUUUGCUUUUCAAUUUUUAAGCUCCAGAUAACAUGAUAGUUUUAGUUAAGGACCAUCAUUGAAGGUUCCUUUUUUUGUGAGGGAGGGGAAAACCAGUAAGCAUUUCAUCCAUGUUAAGGAAAGUUAUUUUUAUUGUUAUCAUUAUAAAAUUUGCAGAAUGUUUAUUAUAACUAGAAUUAUUAAAAUUGUGCUUUGCAGGUGCUGAUCACAAAGCAGGAUGUAUCUGAUAAAUACUCACUGGAUAACCUAAGGUCAACAGUGGAGGAGUUAAUUUCCAUGAACUGUAUUCCAAUAAUAAAUGAGAAUGAUGUUGUGGCAUCACCUCCAGGCAUGGAUCUAGAUUUGGCUGGGGUGAGUACAAUAAAAUUCUUGUUACAGUUCAUGGUUUGAACCUGGGGUCAACAUUAAAUUGUGUAGUCUGAGGGUCCAGGUAAGUAGUCUCGAUGAGCACACUGUUUUAGGCAGUUGUGACUGAUGUUUUUACAACUUUAGCAGAAAGUCAUCAUCAGAAUCCUUCUCAGGAAUACCACCACCGGGAUUAUCAGACUACACAAUUAUCAAGUAAUAAUUGAUAAUAAUCAUCAAAUAAUCAAGUGCAAUUUUAUUGAUGUAUGUGGAUAGAUGUACUUUCAUGACUUAUGGAAAUGACACACAUUUUGCACAUUAGAGUGAAUUUGAAAAUCAAGGGUGACAGAAUUUGCUGUAAAUUGGAUGACAGAAUUCUUCUGAGCAUGUAGAUGGACUGCAACAUCAUUUUUUCAUAUUUUGGUCUCUUUGAUCAGUUACACGUAAUUCUCAUGUCUUCCCUUAGCUGAAACUUUCAGACCUCCAUAAUCGUAUUCUUUACUCUUGACAAAUUUAUAAGGGUUUUGUUGAAAAAAUUCCCUUGGUAGUAGUAUAUUUAUGUAUACAUGUUGUAGUUGGAGUGGUUUGAGUUAAAACAAUCUCUAAGAAUCUUGAAUUUUCUUGCUGGUUGAGGAGUAAUGUGCUGUAGAACAAAGGAGAGUACAAAUCAAACCAGCAAUAGUUUGAAUUCAUUUUGACUUAAAAUACGUUUUAAACUGCAUCACUAAUUUUAUCCUGUGUCAUGUAGGAAGGUAUCCCAUAGGUUAUGUGCCUACACUGUUCAUUAUUCUCUUCCAUUGUUUGGCCAUAGACUACAACUUAAUGUUAGUCAGACAGAGUAAAACAUUAUGUGGGGAAUGAAUUUUCUAAGAGAGUGAAAAUUUGCUCCUUUUUUAGUGAAACACUCACCCAAACUGCUAGUCACAAAUGGAUUAACAAGACACAAAUAAAGCAUUUUUUCUUCUCGUGAAAUUUACCAUCAAUUGGCUUAGAUACUCAGGUUUCAACAUUUUUUUAAAAAUAUGUUUGGUCUGUUUGUCACCUUUAAUAAAGAAAUUGGAUAUUCAAUUGACAUGAUAAUAUUAUGUUAAUUGCCCACCAAGUUGCUCUAACUUGCAAUUCAGAGCAGGAGCUCAAUUUCAGUGAAAAAUUCUAACUUAUUAGUUUUUUUUCCUAAUUUAUAGAAGCCUCAGAAGGUUUUUUAUCAUUCAAUUCUGAGUUCUGAAUAACAUUUGAAGCUUGAGGUCCUAUUAUUUGCUAGUUGGUUGGUCUGAAGAAUUUCAGGCCUGCAAAUUUCAUGAGCCUGUUUAAAGCCAACGCAAAUACAGUGUGAUGUGCAUCCACUUUUAGAAACUUAAAGAAGCUGUGUAAUAUUUUUUUCCAAAUUAAAAAUUGAUUUCCAAAUUCUCCAUUUGAAAUGUGUGGUAGAAUCUUUUUAAUGGAUAUUUAGAUGUACUUUGUUUUUGGUAUGUAAGAAGGUGUCAGUGUGAGUGGUCCAUGGAAAGCUUUUUGGCUGAUUCCUCUUUCAGAAUUUCCUGGGUGAGAAAGUCAAUUUGUUUCCCCACUUCCCCAGCCUAAUCAGAUAAAAAAUAAAUGAAUGACCUUUAAUUUCACACUUUAGAACUGAAUAAGUCUUUGUACUAUCUACUUAUUGAACAAAAAUUAUUUUAAGAUUAUUUCCCCCUUUUUUCUGCUUUGCUCUCCACUUGCUUUCAUUUGUUUACACCACAUUUAAUGUUGUCAAAUUCAUCAUUUAAAAUUGGUCUUCAAAAUGUCUCUUUCAUUUGUAUGAAAUGUGUUCAUCAAAAUAAUCAAUAUUUUGUCAAAUAGAGAUUUAAGUCAUUGUAUUAAUUCAUACCUUUCAUCCCGUUCUAAGAUUUUUUUAUUAUUUCUGUCCUUGAGUGUGUCCUCUAUUUGUUAGGUGCACAUACACUGUAAUUUGUCCACUGCCAUGUACAUCUUUCAUUUCACACAGUUUGCAUGGUUGACCUUUUUCCUCAGACAUACAGCUUCCUGUGCUAAAUUCUUUUCAGUUAUGUCAUUAUUACUCAUUCUAGCAUUUGAAGUUGGCAGUUUUCUUUCUGCAUUGAAAGUUUUCUGACUUUUUUUAUUAUUUUGGUAGUUGUGAAUUUUUUUCCAUCUGUUUGUCAAAACUGUCUCAAUAUUUUUAAGCAAACUUUUCAAGUCAGAAUAGUUUAGUUAGCUAUAUUAGGUAGAUAGCAUUUCAAUAAGCAGUUCCAGAACCUUUUCAUAGCCAUCAUAACCAGGUCAUAUCCUGGAAAACUCUAGGGGGAAUUACAUUAAUUGUAUGCUUUCAUCAGGCACAACUUUUGAAGAAAAUCAAUUGAAACAAACUUAAAUUUUCAGACUGGUAAGAGCUUAGCUUGCGAGCAGAACAUAAUUAAAAGUGCUUCAACAAAGCUUUUCUGUCCAGUGGAAGAAGUCAUGUUGAAGUUUGAAACCUUGAACAACACAAGCCAAUGAGAGGUUGGCAAGGGAUCUAGCAAUGAUAGUUUGUGCCAGAUCCAUUACAGACCUCUCACCAGCUUGCUUUACUCAAAGUCUUAAACUUACUUAUGGUUGAAGAAACGCUAAGCCACAAUGCCAAUAACUUGAGAGCCAGAGUGCUCACAGGCUAGUGGGGUCUCCUUCACUGUAUAAGUGUGUUGAUAUCUUUUGAAAUGACUGAGGCAAAAUUGGUAGGAACCAUCUGUGACCAUUAAGCAGUGAUUGUUCCUAUAAAAACGUAUGAUUUCUGAACAAACUAGAUACAAGAAGUUUCAGUGAUAAUUUCUGUUGGAAAUUAGUGGUUGGUUAUGGGGAGCAUAUGGAUAAAAAGAUUGUGCUCCUUACUGACUGAGAGGUCACUGGAGGGGUAGGGUGUGGAGGAAAGACAGUGUAUGAAAUGCUGCAUACACUCAUCCAUUGCAGCUGUAACAGGGUAAUUUAGUGUUAUCAACUGAGUUGAAAAUGUAAAUUGGCCACCAUAAAGAGUUUAAAUUUCAAUUGCUCUGAAGAAGGGCUAACACUCGAAACGUCAGGCUGUAAACUCUUUAUGGUGGCCAAUUUACGUUUUCAACUCAGUAGUUAACACUAAAUUACCCUGUUAUACUCUCCCACCAAUGUAGCACCACAGUUUCCUCAGAAACUUACCCCCCUCUACUCACUGCACUUGUAGUUUCAUUCAAAUUUUUUCUGAGUUGUAUGGCUCUGUUAUGUUUUAAAUUCUGAGAAGGAGCAGUAUGCAUCAACCUUUCCAUUUCAUAUCCCAUGCUUUUUAAUUAAUUCUUCUUAUUUAGUCUUGCUUGGUCCCAUUAUACUUAGAUUGCAGAAAAAAGGCAGUGUGCACCACCCAUUCACUUGAUCCCCUGCAGAAAUUAUUUCUCUUAGAUACUCUAUGUACCAGAUGACUUGAUGGUGUAGCCUUAAUGAAGAAGAAUCUAAUUUGACAGGGUUGUCAGAGAGCUUCUGAGUAGGCUGCAUUAUUGUGGAAUUUGCUUUCUGUCCCAUGCCAAAGAAACCAAGGAAAUUUUCCAGUUAUAUUGACUGAGUGGCCAAAAGCAUGAAACUCAUUUUUUUUUGAAAACCUUUUUCAUACAAUUCAAGUUAAGACAAAGUUUUAUGUACAAUUUAGCUCAGUGAGAAUGUAGUUAAAAGCUAGACAAUGAAUUUUUCUAAUACUUUCAUUGUCUCCUUCCCUUACAUGCACUAUUGUUCCAACUUGAUAAGAUGGCCAGGGCACCGGUAAGUAAUAUUUUCAAUCACAAAUCCCUAAUUCAGUCACUCACCAGCAUUUAGAGAAGUCAGUUGUUACUAGAAGUCAUAGUUAGUGAAUACAGAAGUUGAAACUUUGUUAUUUGUUUCCUGGUUAAUAUCAAUUUCAAGGACUAUCUAUCAAACAUAGAGCCUGAAAAAUAGAUUGGCAAAAAAACAUGAAAUUAGUACAAAAAAAAAUUCCAUGUUUAGGCUUCAGAUCCCUUAAAACUUAAGAGACCCAGUCAAAGUACAGCAUCUACAUGUUCAUUGUGAAUUCACAGUCAGACUUAAAAAUUGCCUUCGGUCCACCAGUUAGUGAAACAUUAAAAUUUGUGGUGGCAUAUCAGAGAUUGACCUAGAUUUUUAGGAUGUCGUGCAUUUUUGGCAUUAGCACAUGGCUGCAGUGGGUCAGCCUGGCAUUUGUAGCUUUUAAUCCUUUAACUCCCAAGAUCUGAUUGUAAAUUCUCCCCUCUAGCUGCUACACAUUUCCUUAUAAACUAGUUAUAAGAAUUUAGUGUCAGAUCAAGAUAAAAAGUUCUACCUGAUUAGUUUUGAGUAUUCUCAUUAUCUGUUUGCUGGGUAAUGUAUGAAUACUAUGGGGAGAAGUUACAUUUUGAUCACUUCUGGGAGUUAAAACCAAUUCUAGACAUAAUUUUUCACUCAUCUUUAGUUUCCUUGUUAAGACUGUGUCGGACUGAAUUUAUCUCACUCAUUGAAUUGUUUGCUGGUCAUGCUUAAAGCACCCAGGUAUUCCAGUUCUAAAACAUUGAAAUUGAAGGACAGACGGCUUUUUUAACAAAGUUUUACUAGUGAAAGGCAGAUGAACACUUGUUUAUAAUCUCGGCCUGAUUUUGUGAUUUUCACUGGACUCUUUCAUCUCGUUUCCUUUGUUGAGAUCAGAGGACUUUUGGCAGAGAUUAACAUAUAUCUUGUCCUUACAAUAUCUUUGCAUUAAAUCUUACCACCUUAACAUCAGUAUGCAUAUUCUCCACACUGUUCUCUAUACAUUUCGUAUGGUACUGACUGGGAGAAUUUGUUUGACAAUCAGUAGCUUCUGUAGUAGGUGAUCAUUUGAUCUAUUCUCAGUACCCUAAUGUUUGAUUUAGCAGUCAUAUUGUAAGAAAAAAUUAGCAUGAUGCUCAUCACUCUCAGGAUUAAUCACGGGCAAACUUGAAAGUAAUCACUGUAUCCGCAACAUCGCAGAUACAAACCCUACAAUUCUGCAGUCGUUCUGAAAAUAUAGGAAUCUUAGCUUAAGAUAUAAUUUUCAGUUGAGUGUCGAAAGAAAUUCGGGAUUGCGUUGGGGUUUUACAUAACUUUGCUCUGUGAUUGGCCCAGAAAACUCGCCCCAUCUUCUCAAUCAAUCAGAUGCGAAACUAAAAACCGACCGGCUUGGUCGCAGGCGUUUUCCCGCGCGCUUCAAGCAGUUUACUGUUUUUCUCUUUGAGUUCUCAUUGGCGAAUGACUAUGUAAAAAUUUUGGCCAUUGGGAUUACAUAGCGUUUGUUCUUUUGACAUUCAAUUGAAAAGUGCUCUAUUUAUUACAGUUUGAUAUUCUCUAGCAAGUGUAAUGAUCGGGGAAGUACGAUUCACUGAAUUUAAGGAAAUUCCUCAGAGACUCUUGUCAAAGAAAUUUGCUAUAGUUGGGCAUAUACAAUUAACUGUUCUUAUUUCACAAGUCUUCUUUGCAAGACUUCUACGACGAUCUAGCAAGUUUCAUCUUCAAAAAGUUUAAGCUCUCAGGGACUCCCUGUUCAAAAUCUGGCAAGUUUGAUUUUAGACACGGCGAACUGUUCAGGAAAACUUCUCAUAUUUAUUGUUUAACUCUCAGGAAAGUCUUUCUUGAUAUUAUUGUGAAGCUUCAGCAUAAAUGUGGAUUUGAUUAGAACGUGUCUGUUACUCUAGUGUUCUAAGAAAAAUAUCCGAUUCUUGUUGUUUUCAUCAGGUGAUAAGUGUAAAGGACAAUGACAGUUUAUCUUCCUUGCUCUCAGUGGAACUGAAGGCAGAUUUGCUGUUGAUAUUAUCAGAUGUGCAGGGCAUUUACAGCGGCCCUCCUGACUUGCCCGAGUCUCGCCUUCUGGACACAUUCAGGCCAGCGGACGUCAGUAAUAUUGAAUUUGGAGAAAAGUCACGUGUUGGCAGAGGAGGCAUGGAGUCUAAAGUGAAGGUUCGUACUUAAUCAUACGUGAUAACCAUACAUAAUCUUAAUUAGGGGAUUAUUGGGGCUCUUACUUGAUGUAGAAGAUACAGUAUACGUCACACUAUUGUGACUAUUGUGUAAACUGUAUCUUCUACACCAAGUAAGAGCCACUAUUGGUCAUUAUCUAUCGCGGGGGGAAGAGAGUGAGGGUUCGGAGAAAUGUUUUUACUUGGCUCUAGUAGUUUUUAGAGGGAGGACUGCCAAUGAGCGGGGAUUGUUAGAAUAUUACAGAUUCUCGAAAGGAGGUUAGGAGAAUUUUAUUUUGACGCAACCAAAAUCCUCAGAGAAUUUUCGACACUGUAUCGCACUGAAAUUCCCGUUCGUAAGUGACGAGCUGUUAUUCAAAAACAUGGUGAUACAACAUUAUUUUUGACGUGAUAAAAUUAUAAUAAAAGUAAAGGCGAAAAGGAUACUGAAUUUUAAGGAAAACUUGAAGUCAGAAAGACAGGUAUUUUUAGUCCACCUCACUGAAAUUCAGCCAAGUCAUACAAAUUUUGUACGAUCCAUAUAUAGGUAGGGAUUUUUCAAUUUAUAAUUUGAGUACAUCUUAGUUACAGUACAGUACCGUUUUCAGAGUUAUCCACUCGGUAGAAUAUUUCGAAAAUCUCCGUUUUCAGUGGAUUAGACUGAACGCCAGGCAUAACCGUAAGUCACAGCACGGUGUGGACGGCGCCUCACAGUAACUCUUUUACAAAGGCAAGUUUGCGUUUGAAUCUUGGGGAAAGAAAGAUCGAAACAGUUUCGCUUGGCGUGUCUACGUGUGCAAUUAACUGUUGAAGAAAAAGACUUAUCGAAUCUGAAUGAUAAAUUAUUUCAACUCGUACCUUCAUCAUUUUUUUUUUACCUCUGCAUGACUCUUCAGGCCGCAGCCUGGGCACUAGAGAGGGGUACGAGUGUUGUUAUAGCCAAUGGUACUGGCAGUGACUACGUCAUUCGUGAGGUUCUGGAUGGCCGGAAGGUUGGAACAUUCUUCACUAUGGUCGACGAACCAGGGCCAUCUGUAGAGAAUCAGGCUGCGGCAGGUACGUCAGAAUGUACCUCAGUCCAUGUCAUCGUCAUUUUGUUGUUCACCUUACCGUGAUUGGUUCGAAAAUGAGAGCAGCAGGCUAAUCAGAAAGCGAGUUAUAUUAGAUCGAAACUUGAUUGUUAUUGUUUUUAUGUUUAAAAUUCUCGCUGAGUACGAACUCUAAUGGCCAUCUGAUACUGGUUCAUCUCGAACUAAAAUUACAUAUUUUGAAACCUUGAGGAGAAGAAUCCUGAAAAGAAAAAAAUUGGAAUGUUAACUGGUCAUGUUCUCACAGGAUUUGUGAAAAUAUUGAUUUCAGAUGCUAUAAUGCAAGAUGGGGGCAGUUUUGUAGAUACGGUUUCUCCCCCUCACCGAAAACUAGUGGUUAGGUUAUUCCCAUGUGAUGGUAUGCCGAGAGAUCAAGGUUGAUCAUGUGACUGUACUAAACAACUGCAUGGAAUUUUGCACUUUCCUCUCGGGAUAUACUAGUUUUAUUGAAUUUUUUUCUUAGAUUAUAAUUUAUCUUUCUUUUUUCUGCGAAAAUGUGUUCUUCAGUUUCUUUUUUUAUUCUUUUUUUCUAAGCUCGAAAGGGAGGAAGAGCUCUGCAAGCACUGACCGCUGCCCAGGUACGGUUGUAGACUUCUGUUAAACGCCUAUAGUCAAGUAAUUGUUUACUCUUCAUUUAAUUCCUUUUUCAGGUGUAGCUAGCAGAACAGGAAAGAGUUUUUUUUGCGCUUUCAGUCGAACGGAGGCAAACGCAAGGCGAGCGCAAGUAACACGUUCCUCCCCUCGCACCUGACUCGCACUUCGCGCUCGCCUCUCGCUUGCCUCCGUUCGAUUGAUGAAACGCAAAAAUAUUACGUCUGUCGUGCAGGCUGGUUCAGGUCAUUUCAAAUCAUCCAGAUUUUUCAACUUGAUUUCAGAACGAGAAAUUCGGCAAAAAAUGACGCAAAAUUCCCUUUGGCUAAGGGGUAGCGCUCGGUAUUCGUUAGCAUCUUUUUUUUUCUUCUCCCUUUCUCUCUCUCGCUUUGCUUUACUCAGCCUAGUUUUCGAAGCUCGACUUGGAGUCAAGUCUCCUCAUGCCUUAUAUGUUAUUUCAAUAUUCAAACUUCACGUGUUGUUUUGCGGUUUAUGUGAUGCGCUUUUGUUUUUCUUCUUAUGUGUUUCGUUCAGCGGGCCAGAAUCAUCUACAAGUUAGCUAACCUUCUAAUGGAACGCAAGGAUCAGAUUUUAGACGCUAACUCUUUGUCUCUCUUUGUUUUCCUCAGCCUAAUUUUUUGAAGCUCGACUCGGAGUCAAGUCCCCUCAUGCCUUAUCUGUUAUUUCAAUGCUCAAACUUCGCGUGUUGUUUUGCAGUUUAAGUGAUGUUCUUUUGUUUUUCUUUUUAUGUGUUUUGUUCAGCGGGCCAGAAUCAUUUACAAGUUGGCUGACCUUCUAAUCGAACGCAAGGAUCAGAUUUUAGACGCUAACUCCAAAGAUCUGGACCAUGCUCGGUUUGAGGGACGACUACCGGCUCCCAUGAUGGCCAGAUUGCUUUUGACGCCGUCCAAACUUGAAAAUCUUGCUCAGGGACUGAGACAGAUUGCGGAUUCCUCUCACAACAUCCUGGGUCGUGUUCUUAAACGAACCAAAAUCGCUCAAGGUCUAGAACUGAAACAGGAAACUGUUCCAAUUGGAGUGCUUCUCGUGAUUUUUGAAUCUCGCCCAGAUGCUCUAGUGCAGGUACAGCUGUGGUCAAUUAACAAUUGGUUCAUACGUCAGCGUGCGUUCAUCGAGAUUUGAAGCACGCGGGAAGUUUGGAGAGCACGAAAGAUGCGUAAGAGUUGCUCGAGGCGUAGCCGAGAGCAACUCUAGCUUCUUGAGUGCUCUUCAAACUUCCAAGUGCGUCAUAUCUCGAUGAACGCACAGCUACCGUAUGAACCAAUUGUUUUAUAACAUGUUCAACCAGAUGGAAAAUUUUUUUCCUCGAGGGAUUUGUUUGCUGACGUCAUGAGCGUGCACAAUAGGAAUGAGGCACGCUCGCGCAAUUGAAUUUGAUUACACAAAUUUACUAGCUAUGUUAUAACACAUGUUGAUUAUUACUCGUGUAUAUGAGAUACGGCUACUGAACGUUAUGUUUUAAACAGAAAGAUACGACCUCUUAGAAAACAGAAUGGAUAUAAGGGUUGCCAUGGGUUGAGUCAAAUAUCUAAGCAUCAUUUCGCUGUAGUAUUGACGUGUAUUUAAAUAAAUCAGGCAGUAUUGCCGCGCGUAUGUUUUCAAUGGAAAACAACUCUGUUCCAUCCAAAAGUCACUUGUGAACUGCGUUGAGAAUUGAUUUUGUUCUCUAAUUAUCUAAAAUUGUAGAUUAAAAGUGUGUGUAAAACAUAGCUUAUGCCUAAAUGACUCUACAUAAUACUAUAAGAUUUAGAAGUCGACUUUACGUGGCGUUAAGAUAUGGACAGUAUUUGUUUGCUCAUUGUUUGUUCGUUUGUUUGCUGUUUUUGUGUAUUGUUGCUGUUUUUGUUGUUUUGUUGUUAUUUAUGUUUUAUUUUGUUUGUUAGUUAACUGCUUGAGUUGAGGUGAAGUUAAAUUAUUACACUAAAGUUCUGCUUUCGUAAACCCCAGGUGUCUUUAACCUUACAUAAAGAAGACGAAAGGGAUUUUUUUCUUUCUCUGGUUUUGUUUGUUCAUGUAUUUGUUUGCUUUCCUCCUCUUAAGCUGGAUGUUUUUUCUCCAAGGUUGCCUCUCUAGCUAUCAGCACAGGCAAUGGUUUGCUUCUGAAGGGUGGCAAAGAAGCUUAUCACAGUAACAGAUGUCUUCACAGUCUUGUUGCAGAGGCUCUGUCGAUGUACGUUCCUCCGGAAGCUGUUAGUUUGGUAAGUUUUGCGACGGUUCUGAGUGAUUGCAAUUUUUACCUCAAAAUUGAAUUUUUCUGCCCUCAAUUUCAACCUUCUUAACUGUUUUGCAUUUAAAUCUACUUCCCACACUGAAUUUGGACUAAGUAGCUUUCAGUAUGUCUUUUACACUCUCAAUGAUUUCUUGGGACGAGCUUCGAAAAUCUUUUGACUUCCAAAACAGGAAAAGUGGGUACCCUGUUCAGACCGCAUUUCGAUCGGGUGUCAUAAAAACAGUUUUAAGUGCUGGAAAAUACGAAUAACUAUUUCGCCUCUGUUUUAGUUUUGGAUCUGAUCGGUUGAGGAAGUAGUAGGAGUUUUCUGUACCAAUGGCAAGGUGCAGUAAAGUAAACCCAAAUAAAAGGGAUUCCGAAUUACUUUGAACACUUAAGUGGAAAUUUUUCUAAUAAGCGAAGCGCGAUUGUAGCGAAAGUGUGUUAAAUGAAGGAAUUUUGCGUGUACCCAUCCCCGUUCUUUUCGCUCGCCGUUUACUGAAUUCCGGGCGAUCAUUUCUCUUGGAAACCUUGUCACAGAUCUGUCAUCGAACUCUGUGAGCCGAGUGCAACCCUGUCAAAGCUGUAGUCUUUAUAUACUGAUCGUGUAUUUAUUAUGAUAGGUCAGUACUCGAGAAGAGGUAAAUGAUCUACUUCAGUUGGAUAAAUACCUGGACUUAGUCAUCCCGCGAGGCUCCAGUGAGAUGAUUGAGCGCAUCCAGACAGAGAGCAAAGGAAUUCCUGUUCUUGGGCAUGCUGAGGGAAUUUGCCAUGUGUAUGUCGAUAAAGAUGCAGAUCUUGAAAUAGCCACCAAGAUUGGUAAGGAUUAUUUAACUCAUUAUUGUACCUUAUGCUUGGUGAGGGAAGCGUUCCUUUGCUGAUUUUGCUUAAUUUUCAAUUGGAAGUCGUGAUGACCCGCGAUUGCUUAACUGCGCACCGUGAUUGGUUUAGAAAACUCGCAGCUCUCUCCUAACCAAUCACCCUUGAUUCGGGUGCGAAUGAUGCGACACGAACACGCAUUUUGCAAUCUUCAGCAUAACUUCGUGGAUACUGCUUGCGGUUCUUGUGCGUGGGAUCAAAACCGCAACUUGGAUUCACUGUGCCUCAGGGAUCAUGGAAUACGAAAAUUUUGGUUCGCUUCAAUUUCCAGCAAUAGCCAAUACCUGUAAAAAUUUAUUCACCUGGAUGUUCAAACGCGCGGAACGUAUUGGGCCCAACAAGGCUGAAAAUGUUAGUCAACAAUGAAUAUUUUACCGAGCUCUCAUGGGCAAUAUCUUCAACUAAACCGUUCUUCAAUCGCUGACCCGUUUGGGCUUAAUGAUUGCCAAGAGAAACAUUCCGAUGUGAGUGGUCGUACAUUUACAACCGUUAAACUUCACUAGAUCAUCUGUAUUUUGGUUACAUUAUACUCUAUUCUUUCCGUUUGUAGUGGUGGAUUCCAAAUGCGAUUAUCCUGCAGCUUGCAAUGCUAUGGAGACUCUUUUGGUACACAGGGAUCUCAUAAGGUCACCAUUUCUGGAACGGAUGCUGAAGGCUCUUAGAGAAAAAGGAGUAAGUCGAAACCCUUUACACCCUAACAUUAGUAUGCGCUUUUCCCAAACUGCACUCUAUACAUUUCGAAUGAUAAUAACAGGAAAAUCACGAGUUUUUUUAGUUGGUGAUCAUUUCCCAUAUUUUCAUGACUUCAACAUUUGAAUCGAAAGUGAUAAUGUAAGGGGAAAAUACAUGUUAGUCACUCCAAGGGGUUAAACAGUUAAUGUCCUAGAACACACUGCUUUGAACUUGUUGUGGUGGAUGCAACAUGAGCGCGUGAGGUAAGUUCGCUUCUAGGAAAGUUUUAUAGCGUUGCUUUUCAACGGUUAUAAAUUUUUGUGUGUUAUUUUGCACAAGUGAUAUCUUUUUUAUCGUUCCUCACGUUCUUUGCGUCAAAAUCGCUAAAUUUGACAAAACUAUGAGGAGACCGCGUUGAGUUAAAUUGAAGCACAAAACUGGACAUUUUUUCAUUCAGUGCGCUUUAUUUGUCCGCCGCUAACCUACGUAAGUUCGUUCAUUACACAUGCUGGACGAAAGGUGCGUCCUCCUAAGUAAAGACCACCAAUAUCUACAGUAACGCUUUUUCAGUAGCACUCCGUUUGCAAAUUUUGCUUUUUUUAUUUCUACGUCCUAUCGAUUUUAUUUGUCCUUUUUUUUAUUAUUAUUAUUUUUUUUAAGGUGAUAGUUCACGCCGGACCCAACUUAGUGAAAACUUUACCGCUGGCUCCGGCUCCUGCUAAGACCAUGAAGAAAGAGUACAGUGGGUUAGAGUGUACGGUGGAAGUGGUAAGGACCACAGAGGAAGCCAUUGAUCACAUCCAUAAAUUUGGAAGCUCACAUACUGAUGUCAUUAUCACCGAUAAUGGUAAGAAUAUCGUACUCAAUCUUAGCCUUCAUCUCUCGGUAAUCAGGGUUCUUCUCAUCUCUGUUUGUGUCGCAACGAUUUUCGCGCGAGUUGUUCGGAGGUGAAGAGCAAAGGAUGUUCGGAGUUUGAGGGGCCAAUCAAAGCGCGCUUUCGACUUUUUCGGUAUAUACUAAUUGUGGCUAUCUAAAAAGAUUCGUAAAUGACCAAAUCUCCUGAAAGGAAACCUCUACUAGCGGAACAAGUUACUGUGACGCCGAUGAAAAUUGGGUGCAAUGUGAAGAUUCGUCGGAAUUUAUUGGACGCAAGGUCUAAAUUGUACAGGAAUUUGAAACAAAUGAAAGCCACAUUGGAUUUUCUGAAGUUGCCGCCGCAAGCAAUUUUAACCAACGGAGAUGUUGCCUAAAAGUUUGCAAAAGUUUACAUUAUAACAAUACAACGUCAGUUUGUUCCAGUAGGGGUCAUUUCUUUCAAUAAUUCUGAGGCCCACUUCUGAGGGUCUUUUCUGUAGCCAUCAGCUCUUCAAUCUGCCGAGCAGUCCGUCUUCGUUUUGCGCAAGAAUCGUUUACACCCCCUCCCCAGCCCUCACAACUCCAUGUUCCAUGGGUCACCUGGUUGGGGGAAUCUGGUGUAAGGAAAAAAGUGCUAUCGAUGCGUGAGUCACUUGCUCUGCGAGCAAUGCCUUGUUUGUGUUUUUGUUGUUGUUGUUGUUUUUUAUUUAUUUUUGUUUUUUUUGUUUGUUCGUUCUUUUUGCUGUAAGAACGUAAAAGGGAAUUUACGUAAGCUUCAUUACGCAGGGCAAUACACGCAACUCGCUCAUAUUUCUCCGUUUCUUUAUUACGCAACGUAUAAUUCAGUUCACAAAUUUUUAAGCAGCGCAAGACGCAUUUAAUACUUUUCGUUGUGCAUAUUACUGAAUAAACCCUAAAAUGUUUUUUUCUCAGGAGAGACUGCUGAUCACUUUCUGAAGGCUGUGGAUAGUGCGUGUGUCUUCCACAACACAAGCACGAGAUUUUCGGAUGGGUAUCGCUUUGGCUUGGGUAAGUAUGAAACAUUUUUCUCAGGUAUUACAGGAACACAAUUGCCGUAAAAAGUUCCGUUCGUGAAGCGCAAAAUUGAAGAGAAAUGACCCGGUGGGAGGAGAAAUUUGCUUCGAUUUUAUUUAUGGAGUGUGAAGUGUAAAAAAAAGAUUAUCCCAAAAGAAAAUAAAAGUCAAGUCACAUUUUAGGAAAGCCUUAAUAAAUAAAAAGGGCUACUUUACUCGUAGAUACCAUAAGUCUGGGAAACAGGUCGCAGGCCCGCAACAACGAUAGUGGUGGAGUUGGAUUUCUUAUUUUGACGCUGUAAUGGCGAUGAAAUCCUCCACGGCCAGUGUUCUUCAUGUAGUGUUGUUACUUUUCGUUUUCGUUUCAUAAAGUCAUGUGGAACUAGAAGCUUUUAAACCUUUAACUUCCGUGAGUGACCAGGCCCCGUUUCUCGGAGGUCCUGGUAACUUAACUUUCACUCAAUGUGGGGGCUUCAGAAGUUUGGUAAUUAUGCAAUAAAACUAUCAGCUAAAGAAACAAAAUGUGCCGGGUAGGAUGCCGGCGCCAGAACCUGCUGAUCUAUUCUGUAAAUUUUUAUUUUGAAAUAUUGCUUCGGGCUCGUUGAGUCAGCGAGACUGUAGAGAAGCCAUAACUGACGACCUGUUGUAAAAAAAAAAAACUCGCUCAGAAAUGCAUCUAACAUUGAUCUCGGGAGAUAAACAUGGAUUCAAUUUUACCAGAAGGACUAUUUUUAGUUUUCUUUGAGUGGUUGUACAUGUAAAGACCGUUUAAUAGUGGUGAAAAUUACAGUCGUCAAAGGAAAAAUUUCGUACUUCGAAAACCGACUGCUUAGUGCAUGGUGACCGCUUGAUGCAGGUUCGACUGUGCAAACAGCAGCACCUUGAACGCCCGGUAUAGCACCACUGCCUUGAUUGGGGAUGCACGUUACCCUUUGUUCCUAUGAGUGGAUUAUCAGGGUUUUCUUUUCCUGCGUAGGGGUAUUGUAUUGUUGAACUUGCCCGAGGAAGCCGGGAGGGGAAUUCAACGAGUCCUUUAAAGGUACAGGAUACUAAGUAAACGCCAUUGUUUUAUUUAGGUGCUGAAGUAGGUAUCAGCACGGGUCGUAUCCAUGCCCGGGGUCCUGUGGGUGUGGAAGGACUACUGACCACCAGAUGGGUGAUGACUGGUCAGGGGCACACAGUGGCUGACUUUGCUGAAGGAGGCUUGCUCAAGUAUCUUCACGAGACCCUCCCAAUUGAAGACGCUCCUCAGGAUUCUACUGAUGAAGAAACGACUUCUGACAAUGGCGAAAGCGAAGUUAUACAGAAAUAACUCCUUAAUGCAGAAAGUGAACGUCAGUUUGCGCACAGUACUCGUUAUAUGAGUCAAUGUUACGCUUUUCAUAAGCAUAUAUUUUUAAACGUUCCGCUGAAUAACCUAUUAUUUUGUUAAGUUUAUUUCAACCAGUGCUGUCAUGCAUUCCUCUUAGUUUUCCUAUUUAUUACUAGACACUGUAUAAAUAUCAAGUAACUUUUUUUUUUUGCGAAUAGCUUAAAGCGGAGCCCCAGUCUUAAGAAAAUACGGAUACUUAUCAGUAUAGGAAUAUUUGGUUGGCUUUGGGUUCGACCUCACGCAAUCUUAAUACCUUGUUAACGUUCUUGUGCUCCAUGCUCAAGUCCUAUUGGUGAAUAUAGCGAAAUAAUAACUGUGAGGUGACCCCCAACAUUUGACUGUUACGUGGUCAGGACAGGCUACGAAAAGCAGAAAACCUGACUCUUGAAAAAGGAUACCAAACUGAAAGAGGUUCGUUAAUAAUGAUGACAGUAAUUAUAUCGGUAUUACCGAGAUAUUGCAGUCAACCUCGAGGAAGCAAAAUAUUGGAUUCCUUCUUAAUUGGGUUCUUGAAUCAUUCCCGUGGAUUUCUCACAAUUCUCCGCAAAGGAAAGGGCGGCUGAGAAGUCCCUGAUCCUGAUGCUUGUUUCAAUAACAAGCUAGGUUUGUAAAUUAGUUCUCAAACAGACUCUCUUUUUGUGUUCAGAAGGGGAGGAGGAAAAGUGCGAUCAGUUCUGACAUGUGAACGCAGAACCUUAACUCUGCUAUUUAAGUACGGUUGGUACAGAUUUAAAAUAUACAUGUUUAUCACUGUCAAAACUGUUUAUCGUUAUUAUGCACAAUGACAACUACAUUUUAAAAACAGACAAUCGUUGAGACAUCACUGGGUUCAACCCGUGCUUUCGUGGUUACUUCAUCUUCUUUUCCAUAUCUGUCUCAUUUCCUCCCUCCACUUACCCCACAUAGAAAGCAAUGCUGAAAAGUAUAUUCUUUAAAGAAAAACAUAGUUUUAGCAGCGUAUUGUGAGCGGUCUUUUCUCUUUGCGUAAUAGUAUGUAUCAACAGCUUUGUCACCGAUGUAGGAGAUAAAGGACCUACGUAACAGAAACUUAACUAUAAAUAUAACAUAAAGAAUAAAACCUCAAGGAAGCAAAUACGUUUGAAAAUUUCUUGUUU